Molecule: messenger RNA, 233 nt
Organism: Yamadazyma tenuis ATCC 10573
Lineage: Eukaryota; Fungi; Ascomycota; Pichiomycetes; Serinales; Debaryomycetaceae
Gene: COX7
Product: cytochrome c oxidase subunit VII
Source: RefSeq, a predicted model, not a curated record
AUUCACAGCAUGGCCCCAGACCCACAGAGAAUCAUCAAGUUACAGCAAAGAUACCAAACCACCCACAAGCCAUUGUGGUUGAGAGGAUCCAACUCGAGAAUGUUAGUGUACCCAUACUACGCUUUAUUUACCGUUGGUACCGUUGUAUCUUUAUACUACUCGGUCAGAGGAGUUUUGGGAAUCAAACCCGAGUAGGUAUGCUAGAAGCUAGAAAUGUACGUUUUACGUGAAGA